Molecule: messenger RNA, 2497 nt
Organism: Daucus carota subsp. sativus
Lineage: Eukaryota; Viridiplantae; Streptophyta; Magnoliopsida; Apiales; Apiaceae
Product: transketolase, chloroplastic
Exons: 7
Coding region: 1-2313 (770 amino acids)
Biological process (GO): pentose-phosphate shunt
Cellular component (GO): cytosol
Molecular function (GO): transketolase activity
Source: RefSeq, a predicted model, not a curated record
AUGAACAUAAAAAUCAACCAAGCUAGCUCACUGACUCAUCCAUCUCCGACCACCACCACCGCCAUGGCCUGCUCCUCCGCUCUCCUCCGCCACCACCCAACUCUCCUCCACCACACCCCGAAACCCCACUCCCCCAAGCUCUGCUCCACACCAAACCAACUCAACCCUCACCAAUCCCUCAAGCUCUCAUGGAAACAAGAGCUCAUCAAAACCUUCCCAAAAGAAAAGCCCUGCACCCCAGAUCCAAAUCUGCUAAACACUGAUGACAUAAUAGAAAUGGAUGAGGAGAAGCUAGAAGAAAUGGUGGACAAGAGGUGUGUGGACAAUGUGAGAAUGCUGAUAUUGGAUUCUGUGAACCAUGCCAAAGCUGGGCAUCCAGGGAUGGCUCUGGGAAUGGCUGAAGUUGGGUUUUAUUUGUACAGGCAUGUCAUGAAGUUUAAUCCCGAGAAUCCCGGGUGGUUCAAUAGGGAUAGGUUUGUUUUGAGUGCUGGACAUGGCUGUUUGCUUCAGUAUGUUUGUCUCCAUCUUGCCGGCUUCCAAUCUGUUCAGAUCGAAGACCUUCAACGUUUAUGCAAGCUAGGGAGUCGAACCCCUGGGCACCCGGAGAAUGUGGUGACAGAUGGAAUUGAAAGGGUUGCAUUCUGUUUAGGUCCCCUGGGACAAGGUGUAGCAAAUGCGGUUGGUCUUGCCCUGGCUGAAGCUCAUUUAGCAGCUCGGUUCAAUAAACCUGAUGCUGUCAUCGUUGAUCAUAGAACAUUUUGCAUAAUGGGAGAUGGGUGUGCAAUGGAAGGUAUAGCACACGAGGCGGCUUCGCUUGCCGCUCAUUGGAAACUCAACAAGCUUAUGCUAAUCUAUGAUGAUAACCAAAAUACAAUUGACGGAGGCACUGAUCUUGCAUUUUCUGAAAAUAUAUCUGCACGAUUUGAGGCUCUUGGUUGGAAUACAAUCACGGUCAAUGACAUUCAUGAAAACAUCAGAUCAUUCAAGAAUGCGCUUCAAGAUGCCUUUAAUGAAACCGGGAAACCGACAUUCAUCCGGGUGAAAACUGUAAUAGGGAAAUUGUCAAAGAAAGAAGGAACAUCAAAAGCUCAUCAUGGUACUUUCGAUGAAGAUGAUACAAGACAUAUGAGGGCGAGAGUUUGUUGGGAUGACCGUGAGCCUUUUCAUGUCAUUCCCAUGUUAUAUAAAGAAAUGAAAGCGAAAGCAGAGAGUGGAAAGUUGUUGGAGAAGAAAUGGCUUUCUAAGCUUAAUUAUUUCCAAAGCAAAUACCCUGAUGAAGCGGCCCAGUUUAAACUCUUACUUAGCGGUGGCAUGGUUCCUGGCUGGGAGUACUCAUUGCCGACAUGGUCAACAUCUGAUCCACUAGAUGCUACUCGAGGUUAUUCGGAAAAAUGUUUGAAUAAUCUUGCAAAGCUGCUUCCGGGACUAAUUGGUGGAAGCGCAGAUCUUGCAACCUCUAAUAAAGCUUAUCUUCAUGGCUACGAAGAUUUCCAGCAACCAAAAUCCCCAUGGGGACGCAACAUUCGUUAUGGAGUGAGGGAGCAUGCAAUGGCUGGAAUAUCAAAUGGUAUGGCAUUGCACGGAAGCGGAUUAAUACCAUUUGCAGCCACUUUUCUCACCUUCUCAGAUUACAUGAAAAAUGCUAUUCGUCUCUCUGCAUUAAGCCACGCCGGAGUUAUAUACAUAAUGACUCAUGACUCAAUUGGCCUUGGGGAAGAUGGACCAACCCACCAACCGGUGGAGCAGCUGGCUGGCCUAAGAGCAGUUCCUCGCCUGCUAGUUUUUCGACCAGCUGACGGGAAUGAGACUGCUGGAGCUUAUAAAGUGGCAGUUGCAAAUCGUGACAGGCCUAGUCUUAUUGCAUUGUCAAGGCAAAAGGUGGCAGCAAACAUAGAAGGAACAUCUGCUGAUGCAGUUGAAAGAGGUGGGUACAUAGUCAGUGACAACUCAGGAAAUUCACUUCCUGAGCUUAUAUUGAUCGGGACAGGAUCCGAACUAUGUCUUUGUGAAGGGAGCGCUGAUGCCUUGCGAAAAGAAGGGAACAAAGUGAGGGUUGUAUCCUUAGUUUGUUGGAGGCUUUUUGAUAUGCAGCUAGAGGAAUACAAGGAGAAUGCACUGCCUUCAUGUGUGGCAAAGCGGAUGAGCGUUGAGGCAGGCUCUCCGAUUGGUUGGAGAGAGUAUGUGGGAGACAGAGGAAUGGUGGUAGGAGUCACAGAUUUCGGGAGGAGUGGUGCAUAUUUGGAUACAUUCCAGGAAUUUGGCUUUACAGAAGAGAAUGUCACAAAAAUUGCCAGGUCACUCUUAAACAGUUGAGGUCUAUGUAGAGUUGGGAGAAAUUGCGAAAUCUCUGGAAAUAAUAUGCAUCAAGCUAGGCAUGAGGUACAGUAUGCUGAAUUUCUUGUAUGCGGGAUACUUUAAAGUUUGGUAUGUGUGCUUGCAAUUUAAAAUAAAACGUGUAUAGAUUUGAAUUUCUAAACUUUUGAUAAUAUUUUUCUUU